CUCUACCGGAAGAGGUGGUGGAGGGAGAGAGAGCGAGCGAGGCGAAGAAAAAUGUCGGCGGCGUCAUCGUCUCUGGAGCAGAAGCUGUCGCGGCUGCAGGAGCGGCUGAGGCAGGAGAAGCGCGAGGCGAAGCCGCAGAUCGACCUGAGCCUGGACCUGCCGGCCCAGCCGAGCCCGCGCCGCACCCGCCCCGUCAUUGUUGUUACCCUAGCUUCGCCCACUCGACAGCAAACGCAAGUGGGUCUCACCCUGCAGCCUCCGACCCAGACCUCCACCUAUCAGAGCGAUGGGCAGAGGCACCAACACACACCAACGCAGGGAGCACAACACACGACACACACGCACCAGUCCACACAGGCGUGUUUACAAGCCAGAGGGACAACGCACACCCACCACAGCGUGAACACAACACACACCUCGCCGACCACGCACACCUCGCACGCCACGCACACCACGCCUCCGGGGAACACGCAGCAUGGCACGGUCCCCAGGUUUCGACAGACACUGCAGCUACCUCCGUCAUCUUAUGGCUCGACCCCUCGGAGUUUAGAGAGUGUCGAAAUUGACCAGAAGCUGCAGGAGAUCAUGAAUCAGACCGGCUUCCUGACGCUGGAUGGGAAGCGCUACCGGGCUGAUAUCAGCGAGCUGGAAACCCUGGGUGAGAUGGGCAGCGGCACCUGCGGGCAAGUGUGGAAAAUGCGCUACAAACCAACGUCGCACAUCCUGGCCGUGAAGCAAAUGCGUCGCUCGGGCAACAAGGAUGAGAAUAAGCGGAUCCUCAUGGACCUGGACGUGGUGCUCAAGAGCCACGACUGCCCCUACAUCGUGCAGUGCCACGGCUCCUUCAUCACGAACACGGACGUUUUCAUUGCAAUGGAGCUGAUGGGGACCUGCGCAGAAAAAUUAAAAAAGCGGAUCCAAGGACCGAUACCGGAGAAUAUCCUGGGGAAAAUGACCGUUGCGAUAGUGAAGGCUCUCAGCUACCUCAAGGAGAAGCACGGAGUCAUCCACCGUGACGUAAAGCCUUCCAACAUCCUGCUCGACUCCAGGGGUCGCAUCAAGCUCUGCGACUUUGGUAUCAGCGGUCGCCUGGUGGACAGCAAAGCGAAGACCCGGGGCGCCGGCUGCGCUGCCUACAUGGCGCCUGAGAGAAUAGAUCCUCCGGACCCAACGCACCCUGACUAUGACAUCCGGGCGGACGUCUGGAGUCUGGGAAUCUCACUGGUGGAGCUGGCCACGGGGCAGUUCCCAUACCAGAACUGCAAGACAGAUUUCGAGGUGCUCACCAAGGUCCUUCAAGAAGACCCUCCGCUCCUGCCAAGCGACAUGGGCUUCUCACUUGACUUCCAGGCGUUCGUAAAGGACUGCCUUACGAAAGACCAUCGCAAACGGCCAAAGUACAACAAGCUCUUGGAGCACGCUUUCCUGCGGCGGUACGAGCGAGUGGAGGUGGACGUGGCCACGUGGUUCCGCGACGUCAUGGCCUCCACGGAGUCUCCGCGCGCGGCUCCAUCGCACGCGCAGCCCUUCUCCCUGCGAUAGACGACAACGGCCACUCCGGGCCCACUGCCAGCCAUGUAACCCUCCCCGCACGCGCACACCGCUCUCUCAGAUGCCGCCAUUCACACACUCUUGCUUCGGGCGGCGAGGCGACGCGGUGGUAACGCUUGUGCCUCAGCAGCGAGAAGGACCUGGGCUCGAUUCCCUGACUCGGGCGCCUUUCUGCGCGGAGGUUGUAUGUUCGCCUGCUCUGCAGAGUGAGUGGGUGAAUGAGUGUGUACGAGUGGAAAGGGGAGGAGAAAUACCUCAGCCCAGAUAACUCCAUGAGGCAAGGUGGGGAUGGACUUCCUGGGGCUGCAGUGCCUUAAAUAUUGGAGAAAGUAGCCACCCUCUGUGAGUGGCUGGCUGAUGUGCUGUCUGUUGAGGAAGUAUGAGGAGCGAUUCAUAGUCUUGAGAUGGGGAAAAACACUCGGAAGAGAUCAUCUCCAAAGCGAAAUGCUGAGAGAGGGUGGCGUCUGUAUGCAGACUGUCCUACAUCACAUCACAACUGUCUGGACCACAGGACGGGCUCCGCAGGAUUGUAAGGAUGCUAUUGUGGUCGCCAUUUAAAAGGGGGUGGACUGUACUGAUUGUAGCAACUACCGGGGCAUCUCCCUCCUGAGUGUGCUGGGAAAGGUCCUGGAAAGGACAAUUCAACAUCACGUUGCAAGGCACUCUGAAGGAAGGCAUGCGGAGCCCUAAUGUGGUUUCAGGCCAGGGCGGUCCUGCACAGAUGCCAUAUUCUAUGUCCAUGUGCUGUAGCAGAGGUGGAGAUACUUUCAACAGGACCUACAUCUCUGCUUUAUGACCUGGUCAAGGCCGAUGAUAUCAUCCAUAGGCCAGGGCUCUGGAUUAUUCUUUGUACUUUCGAUGUCCCUGACCUUCAUGGUGGUGGGUGGGCCCAGGUGAAUCUGCGUAACUGGGAGUCCGAGCCAUUCCUUGUUCACCUUGGAGGUGCGACAGGCAUAUCCAAUGGCUCCUACAUUAUUUAACAUCUCUUUUGACCACCUUGUUCGAGAAGCUUUCCAUGGCUUUUCUAAAGGAAUUUAAUCUAGUAAAAAUUCAAUGGGAGGCUGAUCGAUGCUUGGGUGCGGGUCAAGGGAUGGCUCCCUAUUGGUCAACCAUGCUACAUAUGCUUAUGAUCUUGUAAUUGCUGUUCAUCCUGAGAAGGAGUUGGAGACUGCUGUUGAACCUGGAGCAUUCACUAAAAUAUAGUGCCUUACUAUCAGAGAGAGUGGAGAAGUUUAUGUACCUGGACGUCAUGCUUAUGACCAGCUCCGGUUUGACAGCAGAGGUCUCACUCCCAAUCAGUCGAGUGGCAUCUUUUCAUCAGCUGCGCAAUGCUGUGUAGCUAAAUGGAUGCAGCACAGGCUAGAGAAGAGAUGAUGGGCUGAUGCGGUACAGGAGGAUGUGGAGUUGAUUGGUCUUGUCGAGGACUGGCACCAGCAGUGUCAAAAUCGGCCUCUGUGAAGGACGCUACUGGGCAGUUGGAGGCAGUUACCCUCCAACAACAGCGGAGGGCGGAGGAGUGACGCUCACAACAGAGCGCCGGGCAGAUAAAAAGCAACUUGGCACAGUAAGGGACACAGGUGGUGUAUCUGCCGGUCAUCUCAGUCAGUCAACCCAUGUGUACCUGGGUCUUUUUCCCGUGACUUGUCUGCAAGCCUUCGGCACUUCACGUGGCCUCAAAGCACACCUAGCCUGGCACAAGCAGUGGUGUCGUCACCACCACUUACUGGCGAAUGGCGGCUGUUGUUGUGCGGGGAACGGUAGCUCAGUGGUUAAUGCACUGGGCAACAACCCGAUAAAAAGAGUUCGAUUCCCGCUAACAUCCAAUAACUGUAGAAUAAUUUAACCGGUUCCUUAACCUCCCCUUGGUCGACUCAGGCUUAAAAAUGAGUACCUGGUGUGGUGGGUGAACAUCACCACUGGGGAGACAAAGACGGCCGAGCGUGGUGUUGGCCACCUACCCACCUCAUGUGCCGUUCCGGCCUUCAUAAGUGUGCACUAACAGCACUUGCCGUGACCGUCUGUUAAGGUUAUACAGGGAAUGUUUGUGCGAGUUUGUCUGUGUGCAUCAGUCUUUGUUUUCUCUGCAUUCUACGGUUUCCUCCCAUAAAGUAAACACACAAUGUAACUGGUAUUGGCCAAACAUUCCAUUGCUGAAAAAUUACCUGAAUUAACUACUCAGUUAGAAUUGCACAAAACAGCAUCAUCCUCUAAUGCACAGACUUAGCAAGGAACCUCUUGAAAAAGUGUCUUGAGACUAGGUGAGGCCCUUCUGAGUAAAUAACUGAAAUUAUUAAAAGAAAUAUUUUUGUUAGAUGUGUAUGUUGUACUCCACAGACUACAUGACCUUGUCAAACCUACAGCGUUCUCUGCAUAGCUUGGUAAUUUUGGUGGUAUCUGAUCAAAUCUCCUUCCCUGGUGCCUCUGCUCAUUAAAUUGUAUUGCAAAGCACUGAUAUAAAAUCUCCAGCCGCCAAAUUCUGUUUUGCAUUUACAUUUUCAAUGGUAAAUGUUGUGGUAGGUGGGAAAGCACGAGGAGAAGGUGGCAGCUUAAUCUUGCACAUGUGAUGAGGCAAAAAGAUUGUGCUGAGUGGGCCGUGCGCGCACCUCCGGUUAGCACGUUUGGCUACGUACGGUGC
Messenger RNA from Lethenteron reissneri (Far Eastern brook lamprey), 4186 nucleotides. It is a transcript of the gene MAP2K7, whose product is annotated as mitogen-activated protein kinase kinase 7. Gene Ontology annotation, biological process: protein phosphorylation. NCBI's taxonomy places the organism in Eukaryota, Metazoa, Chordata, Hyperoartia, Petromyzontiformes, Petromyzontidae. Gene Ontology annotation, molecular function: protein kinase activity; ATP binding. The record is from RefSeq and is a predicted model, not a curated record.